AUGGCAGACUGGAAAGGAGACUGGGGUUUCGACCCCGAGGUUGCUGAUACCGUGGAGAACGACAUGCCUCCUUAUCUGAUACACUAUGAGCGAAGCACUGUAUGGCCGAUCUCAUCCGUACGAGGGUCGUCAGACACACCCACCAGCGCGUACGAACUUCUCAAGUUAGAACUGGAGUACUCCAUCCAAGGGUGUCUCGCUAAAGACGGCUGUCUGCCUUCAGACCAGCAACUCCAUCAUGAAGCCUGCUCGAUAAUACUCGGCGCAGAUGUGAUAUCUACUCAACCUGCCUCAUCGACACCAUCCUGGUUGCGAGACGUCUUUCUGUGCUCUGAAACGGCAAAAGAAGCUCGCCUGAUGCCACUCCAGCAGAUUGCCAAGUCACGCCUAACCCAGCUAAAGAUUACUGGGAAAUGGAGCAUAUUCGAUCAAUGCCGCCUGGAGUUGGAGUUACGCCGUAUCAUCUUGACGCAUAACAACCAACCGGCUGUCAUGUCUGACGACCAGCUUCAGGAGGAAGCCGCAAGCAUCCUCCAACGCGCCGAGGCUUGUUCCCCCAAACCGUCGAAAUACUGCGCUGAAUUCAUGUUUCGAGUUGUGCGAGGGUCGAAGCUGUGGAUUGAACCGUUCCGCGAAAGGGUCAGACAGCUUUCCAGCAACAGUGUUGAGACCGAUGCUAUCAAUACAAGCCUCGAUGCAACUGCGUACGUUACUUCGUUUCCGGAGGAAACAGUUGGCACCUAUAUUCACGAGGGAGCGGCCGCGAUGGCGGCGGAGGCAGCAGGUCCGUCGCUCACAAAGCAGGAUAUAUCGCAAGCAACUACUGGAACUUCAACAUCCACGCCGACCAGCAUCCCCUCUUCCAAUGUGGACGCAAAGGACAUCAAUAUGGACCGAUGGCCAGCCUUCACGAUUGUGAACACAAGCGGUAAUACCGAGAUACGUCAAGAUAUUCACGUGCCAUUCCUUCUCAACGACCACAACAGCUAUACACGCCUCGCCGCCGGCCUCUCUCGGUUUGUCGGGGCAACCAUGUCACCCAACAAUCCGAAUAGACACGUGCCUACUGACGAUGAGCUUCGGUAUCAGGCGAGGUGGAUGUGGUUUAACGAAGACGACCCUUGGAACCAAACGCCUGCAGAUAAUGCUGAGUGGUUGCUUAGAUUCAAACAAGGCGUUGGUAUCAUUGUGGACAACCCAGAAGGAACGGUCUCAUGA
Molecule: messenger RNA, 1218 nt
Organism: Colletotrichum siamense
Lineage: Eukaryota; Fungi; Ascomycota; Sordariomycetes; Glomerellales; Glomerellaceae
Exons: 3
Coding region: 1-1218 (405 amino acids)
Source: RefSeq, a predicted model, not a curated record